Exophiala spinifera is the source of this 2226-nucleotide messenger RNA. RefSeq lists its product as uncharacterized. The transcript has 2 exons. NCBI's taxonomy places the organism in Eukaryota, Fungi, Ascomycota, Eurotiomycetes, Chaetothyriales, Herpotrichiellaceae. The record is from RefSeq and is a predicted model, not a curated record. The coding region runs from base 1 to 2226 and encodes 741 amino acids.
AUGGGCGACGAUCAAUUAGACGAGAGUAAAACUGCGGUCACUGCUGCAAUGGGACCUGAUGAUUGCUUUCGAGGCCUCCUUCAAUAUCGCGAUGCCCACAUCGUACGUGUCCCUACGCCAAACAACGACGGGGAAGAGGACCUUCGCCUUCCUGCGGCGGAUUCGAUCUCGAAUCAGCCCGCUAUCGACUUUCAUGCGGAACUAAAGCACCAUCUCGACCACAUUACUGCGGAAGCAGACCUUGACCUCUGCGACCCUCAUCGCGUUGAGAUUCUCGAUGAUUUGGCAGCAGACGAAGAUAUCAUUGAGCCACAGACUUCAAACAUAUCGCGAGUCGACUACGCCACCAUUGAUGAGUCGGUUUUGGAUCCCUUUGACGAUUACACACCAGGCUGGGAGAUUUUUAGGAAGGGCGCACCGAGAGAAACUGUGGCGACGGAUAUCUCCGCCGAGACAGUAGCCUACCUGUUUGCCGAACAAGCGGCGGGCAAACUUGACCCAGACGACUUCCGACAACUUCUCAGCUUUCUGAACCAGAAGCCGAGAUCGGGAGAUCUGGGCGAGUUGAAAGAACUGACACACAAAAACCUUGAGUCCUUCUACGAUAAAAAUGCCGAUCUUGGCCUUGUGUUACAUGUCGCGUCCACAGAAGAUGAGAUAGAGGGAUUUUGGGACGUUGAAAGCAGAACGAUACAAUUGUUGAUUGAAAAAGGUGUACUGGACCAAGACGAUUUUGUGUUCGCUUUCGAUUGGCAUUGGCGCGCUGAAGGGAAGAGAAGCAAACGCAAAGGCCCUUGUCCGACCACUGCAUGGUCUCGCCAGUUGCGGCUCCUACAUAACACCUUUUCCGCAGCCUUGCUUGAACAACUACCACUGCCGCUUCUUAUCGUUUCCGGGGCAUGUCCGGUUCGGCAAUACUGGAACACCCUUCCACCCGCCGCCAGACACGUCGAACUCAAGAUUUCGAUUCCAGACCCCCCAGGUCCCAAUGCUGAGAUCGUAUUCUAUCUUGAUUUUAGAGAAAGCGGUCUCAGACGCAUCGUAGCCUGUGUCGAUCACCCAUCAGCCGUAUUCUUCAGGAGACAGAACUACCAUGUCAACAUUCGCCUCGAUGCUGUCUUCAACUUUUUCUUAUGGCUCAAUGGGAAAAACUAUGAUGAAACAACCUUCACGGGGCGAAGAGCUGGAAAGAGUGCAGGUCUUCGAUGCCCACAGCCGUGGAAGGAGCUGCACGAGUAUAACAAAAAGGAGAAGGCACUUGGUCGGUACCUUGUGCACUCAGACUACGAGCAAUCUUUUCUACUCUGGGCGAGAAAGUACCUCGAGGACGACCCUUCGGCAAUACUAGAGAGAGGAGACAGCCUUGCUGCACGAGUGGAUCAUCAGUUCAAGAAGCAUGUACGUCUUGCCCUUGCUAAACGCUACGGACUUGAAUACGCAGAAUAUUGGCAUAAUAAGAAGCCCAAGGUAACGGUGGCAACCGGACCGACCAGAAUCCAGCUUUACAUUGAUCCUGGGAAGCCAGCUUUACAGCUCAAAGGCCCUUGGGAGCUUGGAGCUAUGAUCAACACCUCGCUGCUAGACCUUACCAUCAAGUUUCGGGAUGACCACGUGGCCCUAUAUCUAGGGUUGAGGAAAGUUUUCGGCCAGUCACGGAAAAGCCUCACUGAGGUUGGCACUCAGGUGACCGAAUGGGACCAACAGUUCGAAAAGGAGUUGAGGCGGUCUAGGCUGGUAGGCAAUGAUCUUGAGAAGCAAGGAAGCGCCACGAGUCUGUUAUCAGAGUCAACACGGCAGACCCAAGCUCCAGCAACAGAAGUAUGGGUGACCAGACGCAACCGAGGUGAGCACAAGCACUUACAUCUAUGUAUCCGAUCAAAGCACCUUGUCGGGAAGAUGGCAGGCGUUGAACCAUGGGAUGGCACAUGCAGAACGGGUUGCGUUUUGCAGGAGGAACAGGCCAAAGCCUCCACCAAGAUGCACGAUGACAUCGACAAUGAGCAGGCCAAGUCAGCGAAUACUCUUAAGACCCACCGUUCAGAUUAUCACAAAGCAUACUACGAAGCCAACAAGGAAGAGAAACAGGCCAAAAAUCGGGCAUACUACGAACGAAACAGAGCUGAGCAGAAUGAAAAAGCGAAGAUACGCAUGAGAGCCUUGCGUCAACAGCGAAAAGCCGCUUUCGAAACCGGAGCUGCCGUUGUUAGCAAGCCAAACGUAGACUAA